UUUUGCUCCAUGUUGGCUCAGAGGAGAGGAGACGGAGGGAGCGUGAAGACCAGAUGUACCGGGAGCGGCUGCGCACCCUGUUCGUCAUCGCAGUUGUCAUGAGUCUGCUGAACUCUCUCAGCACCAGCGGGGGCAACAUCUCCUGGAGUGACUUUGUCAACGAGAUGCUGGCCAAGGGCGAGGUGCAACGGGUACAGGUGGUGCCCGAGAGCGACGUGGUGGAAGUCUACCUGCAUCCCGGGGCCGUGGUGUUUGGACGGCCUAGGCUGGCCUUGAUGUACCGAAUGCAGGUUGCAAAUAUCGACAAAUUUGAAGAGAAGCUUCGAGCAGCUGAAGAUGAGCUGAAUAUUGAUGGGAAAGACAGGAUCCUGGUCUCCUAUAAGCGUGCUGGCUUCUUUGGAAACGCUCUCUACGCUGUUGGGAUGACAGCAGUGGGCCUGGCCAUCCUGUGGUAUGUUUUCCGCCUGGCUGGCAUGGCAGGAAGGGAAGGCGGAUUCAGCGCUUUUAAUCAGCUAAAAAUGGCUCGUUUCACAAUUGUGGAUGGGAAGAUGGGCAAAGGGGUCAGCUUCAAGGACGUGGCAGGAAUGCAUGAGGCCAAGCUGGAAGUCCGAGAGUUCGUGGACUAUCUGAAGAGCCCGGAGCGCUUCCUGCAGCUUGGCGCUAAGGUCCCAAAGGGGGCACUGCUGCUGGGACCCCCCGGCUGUGGAAAGACACUGCUGGCCAAGGCGGUGGCCACAGAGGCCCAGGUGCCCUUCUUGGCGAUGGCCGGCCCAGAGUUUGUGGAGGUCAUUGGAGGUCUUGGUGCUGCCCGUGUGCGGAGCCUCUUUAAAGAAGCCCGGGCCCGGGCCCCCUGCAUAGUGUACAUUGAUGAGAUCGAUGCUGUGGGCAAGAAGCGCUCGACCACUACUGCUGGUUUCUCCAACACCGAGGAGGAGCAGACACUCAACCAACUGCUAGUGGAGAUGGAUGGAAUGGGCACCACAGACCAUGUCAUCGUCUUGGCCUCCACCAAUCGAGCCGACAUUUUGGACAAUGCUCUGAUGCGGCCAGGCCGGCUUGACCGGCAUGUCUUCAUUGAUCUUCCCACACUGCAGGAGAGGCGGGAGAUCUUUGAGCAGCACCUGAAGAGUCUGAAGCUGACCCAGGCCAGCACCUUCUACUCCCAGCGCCUGGCGGAGCUAACACCAGGGUUCAGUGGUGCAGACAUCGCCAACAUCUGUAAUGAGGCCGCAUUGCAUGCUGCACGGGAGGGGCAUACGUCUGUCCACACCUUCAACUUCGAGUAUGCCGUGGAGCGCGUCCUCGCCGGGACUGCCAAAAAGAGCAAGAUCCUGUCCCAGGAGGAGCAGAAAGUGGUUGCGUUCCACGAAUCAGGUCAUGCCCUGGUAGGCUGGCUCCUGGAGCACACGGAGGCGGUGAUGAAGGUCUCCAUAGCACCGCGGACUAAUGCUGCUCUGGGCUUUGCUCAGAUGCUCCCCAGGGACCAGCAUCUCUUCACCAGGGAACAAUUGUUUGAGCGGAUGUGCAUGGCGCUGGGUGGCCGAGCCUCGGAGGCCAUCGCCUUUAGCAGGGUCACCUCUGGGGCCCAGGAUGACCUGCGGAAAGUCACUCGCAUAGCCUACUCCAUGGUGAAGCAGUUUGGGAUGGCACCUGGCAUCGGGCCCAUCGCCUUCCCUGAAGCACAGGAGGGCUUUGCAGUUGUGGGUCGACGCCCCUUUAGCCAGGGCCUCCAGCAGAUGAUGGAUCACGAAGCAAAGCUGCUGGUAGCCAGGGCCUACAGACACACGGAGAAGGUGCUGCUGGACAACUGGGACAAGCUGCAGGCGCUGGCAAGUGCCCUUCUGGAAAAGGAGGUGAUAAACUACGAGGACAUUGAAGCACUCAUUGGCCCGCCACCGCAUGGCCCUAAGAAGAUGAUUGCCCCACAGAGGUGGAUCGAUGCCCAGAGAGAGAAGCAGGACCCUGGGGAGGAAGCAGAGGCUCCACUGCCCCCACAAGGGGAAGAGCCAUCUUGGCCCAAGUAGUGUGGACGACUUGGGGCAUGAACUCAUUUAGCUACCUGAGUUUCUUCUCAACUGAGAUUCAUCACCUCUUCCAGCUCCAUGAUCUCUCUGUACAUGAUUAGUAAAUUUCUUUGCAAAAAUGA
Otolemur garnettii (small-eared galago) is the source of this 2146-nucleotide messenger RNA. RefSeq names its product SPG7, paraplegin matrix AAA peptidase subunit (gene SPG7). Lineage: Eukaryota; Metazoa; Chordata; Mammalia; Primates; Galagidae. The record is from RefSeq and is a predicted model, not a curated record. Gene Ontology annotation, cellular component: membrane; m-AAA complex. Gene Ontology annotation, biological process: protein-containing complex assembly; mitochondrial protein processing. The coding region runs from base 54 to 2024 and encodes 656 amino acids. Gene Ontology annotation, molecular function: metalloendopeptidase activity; ATP binding; zinc ion binding. The transcript has 14 exons.